Molecule: messenger RNA, 1839 nt
Organism: Phytophthora sojae
Lineage: Eukaryota; Oomycota; Peronosporomycetes; Peronosporales; Peronosporaceae
Exons: 3
Coding region: 1-1839 (612 amino acids)
Molecular function (GO): copper ion binding; oxidoreductase activity
Source: RefSeq, a predicted model, not a curated record
AUGCGAGUCUCCGUCUGCCUCCGAGCUCCCCUGCGGCAGCCGACAGUGUACGAGUCCGACUGUGCCAAGGAAUGGACCAAGCUCAUCGUUGAGGGCUCCUCGGACGAUCGAUCGACCGCGAAGGUCAAGGUGAGCGAGCUGCGCAUCAACCUGUCGGUGCAGUUGGCGCGCUUCACGAGCGACUACGUGGACUUCAACACGCGGUCGUUCGACGGUCAAGUGCCGGCCCCGACGAUUAAGGUUUGCCCCGGCGACAGACUCGUCGUCACGCUCACCAACGGACUGGAAGCUGGACGGAGCAACAACACCAACCUGCACCUGCAUGGGAUGCACUUGCCGCCGUCAGGGGACGCCGACAACGUGAUGCCCAAUGUCGAACCCGGAGGCCAACGCAGGUACACGUACGAAAUCCGCCAGGACCACCCGGCAGGCACGUUCUGGUAUCACCCGCAUGCCCAGCACAACGAGAACGCACACCUCAAUGGGAUGAUGGCCGGCACGUUAAUUGUAGUCGACCGACCGGCAGACCUACCGAACGAGUUGGCUGCCAUGGACGACCUCGUUAUGAUGCUGCAGGCCGUUUGUGUGGAGAACUGCUUCAACAUGUACGACAACAUCGAGGACGCCCUGGAGAACAAAUUCAGCUCCGCCAGGAGACUUUCACACCCCAUGAACACUCCAGAUGAAGAGGAGGGGGAGGGGGUUUGGCCCACGGAUCUGGAAGUCGUCGAGGACGAGGCUGAUGCGCCGCUGAACGACACCUCACUGCCCACGGUCUUUGUAAAUGGGCAGUAUCUACCCAAUGUGAAGCUCGCUGUGGGCGAGUACAAGCGGCUGCGGUUGGUAAACGCCAUCGCGAAUAAUGUCGCGGAGAUUGUGACUACCCACGGCAGCGGAUGCACCCUGGACGUGCUUGCUAUGGAUGGCAUUUACUUUGACACGCCCACGCCGAAGAAGGUGGUUGUUAUUCCUCCUGGCGGACGCGCUGAUGUGGCUAUCAUGUGCGCUGAGAUCGGGAAAUUCUACCUCGAAACAGACUGCGCGAGCUCUCGCAACAAGCUGCUGGGUCUUGAAAACCAGCACCGAGUGCCUACUCAACGCAUUGUGAAGCUCAAGGUUACCAAAGAGCCUGAAGACGAAGAUUCUACUGAAGCUACGCGCCUUCCGUAUCGACUGCCUAAACGACCCGCGUACAUGCAAGACACGAUCGGAGACGACAACAACCCCCCGUUUAUCGAGGAAGGCAGCACGUACAACUUCGAGUUCUCAGUCUGGAUGGACAAGGGGAUCAUGUACGGCGUGAACCACGAGAAGCUGGAUCCGUCACACAUCAACUACUCGAUGCCCGUGAAUGAGAUGCAACAAUGGGAACUCUCGAAAUCAAGCGAUUGCCGCACGAUGAACCACCCGUUCCACAUGCACUCUACACAUUUCCAAGUCUCGAGCAUGGACAAGGAGACCGACCCGGAUGGCAUCAUGUUCGAGGUGGGCGAAUGGCGCGAUACGCUACCGCUCUUCCGCGGGGGAGUGCAGAUCCGCUUUACACCGCGUGACUACAUGAUCGGACAUAUCUUCGCGCACUGCCACAUUGCCUCGCACGUGGACGGCGGCAUGGCUCAACUUGUAAGAGUGCAUAACCCAGAAGAAGAAGACGGAGGAGACGACAGCGACUUUGGUGCUGGUAUUUAUAGUAGCGCUGACGAAGACGAAGGUAGUGACAUUGAUGCUUCGAGUGACGCUGAAGAAAGCGACGAUGGAGACGAAAGCGGAAAUGGCAGCAACGGGAGUGAAAGCGACGACGAAGGUGAAGACGAGGAGCACGAGGAGGAUAAACCAUAA